Messenger RNA from Magnolia sinica, 3041 nucleotides. RefSeq names its product nucleobase-ascorbate transporter 11. The transcript is spliced from 10 exons. Gene Ontology annotation, molecular function: transmembrane transporter activity. The coding region runs from base 482 to 2833 and encodes 783 amino acids. Lineage: Eukaryota; Viridiplantae; Streptophyta; Magnoliopsida; Magnoliales; Magnoliaceae. The record is from RefSeq and is a predicted model, not a curated record. Gene Ontology annotation, biological process: transmembrane transport. Gene Ontology annotation, cellular component: plasma membrane.
CCUUCAUUUGCCAUUUUACUUUAGUAAUUCAAAUUCCCAUUUCAGAAAGAUUCGUGGUUUUUGUUAUACUUACUGUAAGAUAACAAAACCCAUUUCACAUUUGCCUGUUGUUUCACUUCAAUCACUCAAAGAUCUACUUCAGUUCAUGCUCUCUUUGUUCUUUCUAGAAGGCAACAGAUACCCAUUUCUUCCCCUUCUGCUGUAUCUCUCUUCAAUUACACAGAUCCAUUUCUGAAAUAAUCAUGAUCUUGUUCUUCUUUCUGUAAGAUAACAAAUGCCCAUUGCUUUGUUUUCUGUUUUGCAUUUACUUCAAUUACACAGAUUCAUUUCUGGAAAUUCCUGCCGAAGCAUCAGAGAAUACCCAGUUCUUCUUCCUUUUCUGUUCUUUUAGUUAUAUGAAUGGAAGAUUCGCAGAAAUUACUGCUUUUCGAUGUAAGAUAACAAGUACCCAUUUAUUCUCUUUCUCUGUUAUCUUACAUCAAUGGCUGGAAGACCCGUCUUAGAAAGAGCUUCAGUGGAAGCCGGAUCCAGCUCAAAAGCCAUGGAAAAUACCAACCCAGGAAAGGGUCAGCAGAAGCCUGGGCCAUGGCCUCCAAAGAUUGAACCAUUCAUCCCAAACACCAACGAUUACAAUCCAAGAGAAUUGAAAUCUUGGGCGAAGAGGACUGGUUUCAAUCCUAACUUUUCUGGAGAGACCAUUAGCAGCAUUAGCGAGAGAGACCCAGAUGAGAAAAAUGCGGUUUCUGGGUUUGACUUUGAGAAGGGUCCCGAUCGGCAAGAUGAGUCAUCACCCAAAAUCGAGAUCGAUCCGGUUUUGGGCCGGGCGGCCAGGACUCAGAACACGGGAAUUGAGAUUGAGCCAGUUUCAGGUUCUACAAAUGGUGUUGAGAGAGCCGAAAGCGACGCUCUUUUGGGUUCUACAAGGGGAUUGAGGAGAGCUGAAACUGAGAAAAGGCGGAUUCGGAUUGAGCCUGUUUUGGAAUCUAAGAAUGUUGAUAGAGUUGGGUUAGGACCUGGUUUGAGUCCUAAGAAUGUUGGCUUGAAUGGAAAUGGAAAUGGAAAUGGAAAUGGACAUGGGAAUGUCAAGGAAGUUCCAGCAGUUACUCCAACUGAUGAGCCCAAGAAGGACAUCGGCAAGGCAGAAAGACAAGUGGAAAUUGAUAUGUUUUCGGAGCCUCAAGAGCCCGAGAAUCCUGUGUCACACAGACCUCUGGGGAUGAGGUGUGGGUUGAAAGAAAAUCCAGGCCUCGCCCGCCUGGUUUUUUACGGUGUGCAGCACUAUUUAUCACUGGCCGGUUCGCUUGUUUUCAUCCCUUUGAUCAUUGUGCCUGCCAUGGGUGGAACUGAUGAGGAGACCGCCAGUGUCAUCUCCACCUUGCUUUUGGUGUCUGGUGUGACAACGAUACUGCAAUCCUACUUUGGGACUCGGCUUCCGCUGGUUCAAGGAAGCUCGUUUGUGUAUUUGGCCCCUGCUUUAGUUAUCAUAAAUUCUGAGGAGUUUCGAAAUCUUAGCAGAAAUAAAUUUAGGCACACAAUGAGGGAACUGCAAGGAGCUAUUAUCGUUGGUUCAAUCUUUCAGUGCAUCUUGGGAUACACUGGUCUUAUGUCACUUCUUCUGAGGUUGAUAAACCCAGUGGUGGUUGCACCCACCGUUGCUGCAGUGGGUUUAGCAUUCUUUAGCUUUGGGUUUCCUCAAGCUGGUACUUGCGUAGAAAUCAGCAUUCCACAGAUUUCGUUGGUUCUUCUUUUCGCGCUGUACCUUCGAGGAGUUUCCAUCUUUGGGCAUCGUGUAUUCAAAGUUUAUGCGGUUCCCCUUAGUAUUGUUAUAGUAUGGGUAUACGCGUUCUUUUUGACAGCAGGAGGGGCUUACAACUAUAAAGGCUGCAGCUCAGACAUUCCUAGCUCAAACAUCUUAUUAGAUUCAUGUAGAAGGCAUGCAUUUACCAUGAAGCAUUGUCGAACUGAUGCUUCCAAUGCAUGGAGAACAGCUGCUUGGGUUCGAAUUCCCUACCCUUUGCAGUGGGGCAUCCCAACCUUCCAUUUCAGGACAUCAAUCAUUAUGAUCAUCGUAUCAUUGGUGGCAUCCGUAGAGUCGGUUGGAUCAUAUCAUGCUGCAGCAUUGCUAGUUAAUUUGAGUCCUCCAACGCCCAGGAUUGUCAGUAGAGGAAUAGGCUUAGAAGGAUUUUCAAGUAUACUGGCUGGACUUUGGGGCACAGGUACCGGGUCAACAACACUGAUAGAAAGUGUCCGUACCAUUGAUAUAACAAAGAUGGCAAACCGAAGGGCCGUGGUACUUGGAGCAGUCUUAUUGAUCUUCUUCUCCUUUGUAGGAAAAGUGGGUGCGAUUCUUGCUUCCAUCCCGCAGGCCUUGGCUGCCUCUGUACUGUGCUUCACAUGGGCCCUGGUUGCAGCACUGGGUCUAUCGACUUUGCAAUAUGGCCAAACAGCAAGCUCAAGAAACAUAAUCAUUGUUGGUUUUACCUUGUUUAUGUCUUUUUCAGUGCCUGCGUAUUUUCAGCAAUAUCAGCCUAUUACCAGCAUUGUGCUGCCAAGCUAUUAUAUUCCUUAUGCAGCAGCAUCAAAUGGACCAGUCCACAGUGGCAGUAAAGCGUUCGAUUAUGCUAUAAAUGCACUUUUGUCGAUGAACAUGGUCGUGGCGUUCUUGGUGGCAUUUGUAUUGGAUAACACAGUUCCGGGGAGCAGGCAAGAAAGAGGAGUGUACAUAUGGUCAGCUGCCGAUGACACGGAAAAUGACCCAUCCCAUCUUGCAGAUUAUUCCUUGCCGAAAAGGAUCUGCAAGUUCUUUCCGUGCUCAAAAUGCUUUGGUGCAUAGAGUAUGCAAGCAAUGAAAAUUUAAUAGACAACGAUUCAUAGACAGAGGAUAUUAUUUAUUCAAAGUCAUGUCUAUACACGGUUUGUUGUCUAUAGGCUGCUUUUUAUUUAUUAUAUACGAAAUAAGAAAUGGGAAGUUCUACAUGUAAGAAGAACAAAGGUACACAGAUGAAUGCAUUCAAUGGCUAAGUAUUCUUUCGCAGGCAGGA